UUUUUUUUUAUGAAUCGAGUUUCAUCGCACAACGGUUUAUAGUAGUAUCGCUUCGAGUAGUAGUGAUAAUAAUAAAAUAAUAAUAACAAUAACUUGAUUCGAGGACAUACGGGUUGCAAGGGAGUAGCAAGCAGGUGUUUCUCGUUACCGGGUCUUUCGUACAUCAUCGAGAGGAAAAGAGAGAAAAAGAACGACAAAAACGCUAUAGCCAAAAAAAAUUCGAAUCUCAAGCUCCUGUUCUCCGUCGGGUAUACGCAUUUAUCUUGGGUUUUCUCGCAUGCUUCGUAUAUCUCUCGAGUAGCCACAGCUAGUCGCGUCCUCUUGCGAACAAAACGUGAGCACUUAUCAUCUUUACGAACCACGAACGUUUUUUUUUAAUCUUUUUUUCGUGUUCCUGUAUUCCCACUUAUGUAUCACCGAUAGGGGGGUUAUAUUUCUUAUUUCCGAGGAAUAAUAAUGUACAACUUGUACGAGAGACGCUACGAAUUCGUUUACUGGCGAAAAAAACGGUUCGAGAUUUCGUGCGGGAUACGCUUGAAAUGAAAGGUUAAAGUCAAAAGGUAGUUUUUCAGUCGUUUCGAUCGUUUUGACAAAAAAAAAAAGAAAAAAGCCUCUUCACCGAUAUCUCCGUUCACGAAGAAUUUGAGAGCGCACGCUACAUCGUCGAGCUGUCAACGCAGUUCUCGAUUUCCCUACAUUUUUGGUUAAAAAACCAACUUCGUCGUGAAUCGGCCGCAUCUUUUUACGCUCAAAGUGAAAACGACGACAGUAUACAUAAUUUUUUUGUGAAAAUACGACUCAUUUUUGUUCGACUUGUGAAAGUGUCUCGUUUUCCAAGUGUUUUUUGAAGUCACAAAGAAACAUUAUUAAACAGAAUUUUUCAAGUUCGUCUUUUUGGAACUUUUCGUUCAUCAGUUCGUGUUAGAAUCACUUUUUGAGAUUUCGUCCAUACCCGCAGACUCUAACGAAGCCAGCUAUGGGCUUCGACGUUAAUCGGUUUCAGGGAGAAGUCGAUGAGGAACUCGUCUGUCCUAUUUGCUCUGGAGUUCUAGAAGAUCCUGUCCAGGUGAGUGAUGUGUUACAGGCUCCAGCGUGCGAACAUGCAUUUUGUCGAGUGUGCAUAAACGAAUGGAUAAAUCGUCAGCCAACGUGUCCAUUGGAUCGGACACCAAUAACAUCUGCUCAGUUGAGACCAGUGCCAAGAAUAUUGAGAAAUCUGUUGGCACGAUUAUGCAUAAAUUGCGAUAAUGUUAUGUACGGUUGUCAAAGCGUCAUAAAGCUCGACAGUUUGGCAUCUCAUUUGGAGGAAUGUGAAUAUAACCCAAAGAGGCCGAUGCCCUGCGAACAAGGCUGCAGUCUCAUAAUCCCCAAAGACGAGCUCAAAGAUCACAACUGCGUUAGAGAAUUGAGGAAUCUCAUACAAUCGCAGCAUCAAAAGUUAAGCGACAUGAGACGAGAUCUUGGAGAACAACAGUUCCAGAUCAACGAGCAGAGAAGAGAAAUCAAUUUGCUGAAAGAAUUCAUGAGGGCCAUGGGCAUUUCCAAUCCCGCUAUGAGAGCUAUCACCGAUCAAAUGGAAAGAGACGAGGUUGUCAGAUGGUCCGCUACUUUACCUAGAGCCAGAGUCACUCGAUGGGGAGGAAUGAUCUCUACUCCGGAUGAACUUCUACAGACAAUGAUAAAGAGAACGCUGUCCGAGCACAACUGUCCAAUCCACGUGAUCGACGAGUUAAUGGAAAAUUGUCACGAACGAAAAUGGCCACCGGGUUUGAGUUCAUUGGAGAAACGACAAAACUUGAGACGACAGUACGAGAAUUAUAUAUGCAAACGUGUUCCGGGUAAACAAGCGGUUCUAGUGUUAUACUGUGACAACUCGCACAUGCCUGAAGACAUGAUGGUUGAGCCAGGUUUAGUUAUGAUAUUUGCUCACGGUAUCGAGUAAUAAACACAGGCGGUGAGAAUGAAAAGUCGAAAAUCAAACGAAUUGAGAGGAUAAAAGGAAAAAAAUAUGUGAAAAACCAAUAACUUUGCAGCGUGAAUUUCUUACAAGCGUUUGUCGAUACAGCUGCAAUAUAGUAAGAGUCAUUAUUUUAAGCGUUUGCAGCUGUUCAUUGUCAUUGUAAAUGCAAUAUGCAAACUAUGGAUAUACGCACGAAGUUUGCGGUGUAGUUAAAAGUGCAAUGAGAAAGAUAUUAGAAUCAUGAACAGCGGCCGGUUUAUUAGCGAAAGAAAUAUUAUUCUUUUCAUUUAUUUUUCUUAACAUUUGUUUUUCUUUUUUAAUAUUUGUUUAUAUUUUUAAACAAACAAGUGAGUAGCGAGAGUGUGAUUUUUGGGGUACGAAAGACAAAAUUAUUGGCUACAAGUCACUCCGAUGAAAUUCAUCUAAAAGUUCAUGAGUACUCGUGCAAUGAAUAUGCCACUGAAUUAUUCGCGUUUAAACAAACAAAAAUGCUUAAGAGAGAUAAUGUGAUUGCAUCAUGCUUUAAAAAUAAUAAUAACUAAUGAAAUGAAAAUCGACCGUUUGAUACGUUAUCGCUCAAAAACAAAUGAAUUUUUGCUGUCAAGUACAGUUCAACCAGCGAUUCAAACCAACGUUCACACGAACGUCCUACACACAGACACAAACGAACAAAUAUUUUUUUAAUAGAAACAAACAUAAGUAAGAAAUGGUGAGCAAGAGUGUGAGAGAGAGGAGUAUAAAAAAAAACGAAUUUUCGAUCCAAAUUUGUUUCGAUGAUGAUGAGAUAUAUGCGUAUAUGAUUUAUUAUUGUUAGCGAAAAGACUGUGAUACCACGCAUUAAGAUAAACAGAAAAUAGCGAAAAUGAAAGAAAAAAAAAAAAAAAAAGAGGUUUCCACGAUUUAUUCAUUACAUACUAAUGCUACUUUACUCCAAGUAUUUUGAUCUUAAUACAAUCUCAUUGCAAGCAUAAUAUAUGCUCGAAACGUAAAGUUUUUUUUUUUUUUUAUUUCGUGCGUCGACCUAUUUACAUGUAUUAUAAAUAUUUGCUACGAUGGCCGUAACUACUUUAUAACUGUUUUGUAAUCGAUUAAUAUUUUUUUUCUCCUCCGUUUCUUUUUUUUGUUGAUUUUAGAUGUAAAUGCCUUGAGCUGUGUGCUUUUUCCAUCGUUGAUACAUGAUUUUUCAAACUCUCCGAUAUCUUUUGAAUAUUUUUCUUUCUUUUUCUUACACGCCAGUGAACUCUAUUCAUUUCAUUAUUUUUCAUCUUAAUUCAGUGAAUCUGUAUACUUACGUGGAUGCUAAUGCGAAAUGCUUGAAUGUGAUGAGGAAACGUUUUUUCUUUUGUAUGUAUAAUAAAACCAAUAGAUGUCAAA
This is a messenger RNA of Venturia canescens, 3334 nucleotides long. RefSeq names its product E3 ubiquitin-protein ligase NRDP1 elgi (gene elgi). Gene Ontology annotation, biological process: protein ubiquitination. Gene Ontology annotation, molecular function: ubiquitin protein ligase activity; metal ion binding. Lineage: Eukaryota; Metazoa; Arthropoda; Insecta; Hymenoptera; Ichneumonidae. The transcript is spliced from 3 exons. Bases 977 to 1942 code for a protein of 321 amino acids. The record is from RefSeq and is a predicted model, not a curated record.